Trichomycterus rosablanca is the source of this 4921-nucleotide messenger RNA. RefSeq names its product dynactin 1b (gene dctn1b). Gene Ontology annotation, cellular component: kinetochore; cytoplasm; axon. Gene Ontology annotation, biological process: establishment of mitotic spindle orientation; cytoplasmic microtubule organization; nuclear migration. Lineage: Eukaryota; Metazoa; Chordata; Actinopteri; Siluriformes; Trichomycteridae. The transcript is spliced from 31 exons. The record is from RefSeq and is a predicted model, not a curated record. Bases 247 to 4044 code for a protein of 1265 amino acids. Gene Ontology annotation, molecular function: microtubule plus-end binding.
GACAACCAUUAUCAUCCUCAAGAGGAUUUCUGCUCAGCAUCCCUUUUACUGGACCCGGCUUCACUCUGCUGGAUCUGGUCCACCCAGACAGCAACUUUCAUCCAGUCAUUGUAAGGAUGGAGAAAGAGCAGAGACGAGAAUGUGAUGUAUAAUAGAAGAGAGUGCAGGUAGGGAGAGUCAGAGUUAGAAACAAAGAAAAACCAUAUUGCUGUGUGAAGAAGGGCUGGGAAUCAUCAGUGAAGCAGAAUGUCUCAGAUAAAGAGACAUAAUUACAGCAGGACCACCAGCAGUGGUAGCAGCAGGAUGAGUUCAGACGGAGGAGGACGGCCGGUAAAAGUGGGCUCUCUGGUAGAGGUCAUUGGAAAGGGUCAUCGUGGCAUUGUAGCCUACAUUGGCACCACACUUUUUGCCUCAGGAAAAUGGGUGGGGGUGAUCCUUGAGGAGCCCAAAGGCAAAAAUGAUGGCACAGUGCAAGGCAAGCGCUAUUUCACUUGUGUGGAGAACCAUGGGAUAUUUGUGCGUCAGUCCCAGAUCCAGUUGGUGGAUGAUGGGUAUGACACAACGUCCCCUGAUACUCCUGAACCUAUCACUUCUAAAGUGCUUAAACGAGAAAUUCCAGAAGCCGUCAAGGCCAAUAAAGUGCGAGGAGCCAAACCCAAAAAGACUCCUGCUCCUCGUAAGACCACGGUCAGGAAACCAAAGGCCCGGCCUGGAGUUGGGCAGAAGGUGGGAUCAGGCUCUGCCUCAGCUGGAGAGAUAAGCAGCAGUGAACCAAGCACACCUGCCCAAACUCCUUUGGCUGCUCCCAUGAUCCCUUCUCCUGGAACACUCCCCUCUCCUGGGGCUCCACCCGUCCCAGUCCUGAGUAAGGAGGAGGAGGCUCUUCAGGCACAGGUAAAAGAUCUGGAGGAGAAGCUGGAGACUUUGCGAAUAAAGCGGGCAGAGGACAAAGCCAAGUUAAAAGAGAUGGAGAAAUACAAGAUCCAACUGGAGCAGCUGCAGGAAUGGAGGAGUAAAAUGCAAGAACAGCAGAAUGAGCUGCAGAAGCAACUCAAAGAAGCCAAGAAGGAGGCAAAGGAAGCUCUGGAGGCAAAAGAGCAUUACAUGGAGGAGAUGGCAGAUACAGCAGAUGCUAUUGAGAUGGCUACAUUGGACAAGGAGAUGGCAGAGGAGAGGGCGGAGUCUUUACAGCUGGAGGUUGAUGCUCUUAAAGAGAAGGUGGAAGAACUGACCAUGGACCUUGAGAUUCUUAAACAUGAGAUAGAGGAGAAAGGGUCAGAUGGAGCAGCAUCAAGUUAUCAUGUGAAACAACUAGAAGAGCAAAAUGCCCGUCUGAAGGAGGCCUUGGUCAGGAUGCGUGACCUGUCCGCCACUGAAAAACAGGAACACGGCAAGCUGCAGAAGCAGAUGGAGAAAAAGAACUUUGAGCUGGAAACACUGAGGGGGCAAAAAGAAAACGUGCAGGAGGAGCUGAAGAUGGCGGAGAGGACCAUAGACGAGCUCAAAGAGCAGGUGGAUGCUGCUUUGGGAGCAGAGGAGAUGGUGGAGACCCUUACAGAGAGAAAUCUGGACCUGGAGGAAAAAGUACGGGAGCUCAAAGAGGCCGUAACCGACCUGGAGGCUAUUAAUGAGAUGAACGACGAGCUACAGGAGAACGCCAGAGAGACGGAGCUGGAGCUGAGGGAGCAGCUGGAUCUGAGUGCUGCCAGUGUAAGAGAGGCUGAAAAACGUGUCGAGGCGGCACAGGAAACUGUGGCAGAUUAUCAACAAACUAUCCAAAAAUACAGAGAGCUGACGGCCCACCUGCAGGAAUUGAACAGAGAGCUCAUGAGCCAGCAGGAGGCCACAGCCGAACCACAGCAGCAACCAGCAGAGAUGUUUGACUUUAAGAUUAAAUUUGCCGAAACCAAAGCCUAUGCAAAGGCUAUUGAGAUGGAGUUGCGUAAAAUGGAGGUGGCUCAGGCAAACAGGCAGGUGGCGCUGCUCACCUCCUUUAUGCCUGAAUCCUUCCUGAGACAUGGAGGAGACUAUGACUGCAUCCUAGUCUUGCUGCUCAUUCCCAGACUUAUCUGCAAGGCAGAGCUGAUCAGUAAGCAGGCCCAGGAGAAGUUUGAUCUGACUGAGAACAGCUUAAAGAGGCCAGGAAUGAGAGGAGCUGUGGGGGAGCAGCUCAGCUUUGCUGCUGGUUUGGUAUACUCUCUAAGCCUGCUUCAGUCUACAUUGCACAAAUAUGAACAUGCUCUAAAUCAGUGUGAUGUGGAGGUGUAUAAGCGUGUAGGUUCACUUUACUCUGAGAUGUGUGUGCACGAGCGCUCUCUGGACUUCUUAAUCGAUCUGCUGCACAAGGACCAACUGGAUGAGACUGUGAAUGUGGAGCCACUUACCAAAGCUAUUAAAUACUAUCAGCAUCUUUACAGUAUUCAUCUAGCUGAACAAGCUGAGGACUGCACUAUGCAGCUGGCUGAUCAUAUAAAAUUUACCCAGAGUGCUCUGGACUGCAUGGCAGUGGAAGUGGGCCGUCUGCAUGCCUUCCUACAGGCAGGAGAGGAGGAAACACAGCUGGCUGUGCUGCUGAAGGAUCUGGACACUUCCUGUAGCGACAUCCGCCAGUUCUGCAAGAAGAUCCGACGCCGCAUGCCUGGCACUGAUGCAGCAGGAAUCCCCACUGCCCUCAACUUUGGGCCUCAGGUGAGUGAAACUCUGGCGGAGAGCAGAAGGCAGCUGGCCUGGGUGAAUGCUGUGCUGCAGGAGGUGGCUGCAGCGGGAGCUCAGCUUAUCGCUCCACUCGGGGAACAUGAAGGUCUGCCAACGCUCAAACUAGAGGACAUGGCCUUCAAAGCAGCCGAACAGAUCUACGGCACACAAGGUAUAAACCCCAACGAGUGUCUUCGCCAGUCUUGCAGCGUUGUCAUUGCAACGAUGAACAAGAUGGCCACUGCUAUGCAGGAGGGAGAAUAUGACUCAGAGAAGCCACAGAGCAAGAUGGCCCCAGUGGAGGUGCGGGCAGCUGCACUAAGGGCAGAGAUCACAGAUGCUGAAGGACUCGGCCUUAAACUAGAAGAUAGAGAGACUGUUAUCAAAGAGCUCAAGAAAUCCCUCAAAAUAAAAGGUGAGGAGCUGAGUGAGGCUAAUAUCCGCUUAAGUCUGCUGGAGAAGAAGCUAGACAGUGCCUCAAAGGAUGCUGAUGAACGAGUGGAGAGAAUCCAGACCGUUUUGAACGAGACGCAGUCUCAGCUAAAGAAGAAAGAGAAGGACUUUGAAGAGACCAUGGAUGCUCUACAGGCUGAUAUAGACCAGCUUGAGGCAGAAAAGGCAGAGCUGAGGCAGAGAAUCAACAGCCAAUCCAAGCUGGCCGUGGAGGGGCUAAAAGGAAGUCCUGCCUCUGGUAUUGCACCUAUUGUGACUGGUGGAAUCAUGACUGAGGAACAGAAAGGUGCUGUAGGGGUUUGUGCUGCUGCAGGGGUGCAGAUGAUAGAUUCUCCAUUGUUGACCCAGCAGAUUGAAGCACAGAGACUCAGCAUAAAGCAUCUGAAGAACGAAAACAACAUCCUAAAGGCAGAGAAGAUGCGUGCGCAGUUGGCCUCUCUGCCUCCUCUGAAUGUCCCUAAGCUGAGCCUGCGUGAGGGCAGUAGACCCGAGGUUCUAUCUAGUGCCCUCUACCGCAAAACAGACCAACUGUUGGAAACGUUGCUGCAGAUGAGUGCCAACACCAAAGUGGUAGACAUUACUGGAAAAUCUCCAGUGAGUCCAGGUGCCCAGCUGCUGGAGCAGACUGCGAGGUUACAAUCUCUUAGUGAGACUCUGGAUAGGCUAAAGGAUGAGGUGGCUGAGCAUGUGGUAUCUCAGAGACCUGGUGCUCGGGUUUCGUCUGAUUUUGCAACUUUCCCCUGCACCUCGUUUGUGAAGGCUAAGGAGGAGAAAAGGAGAGAUGAAGUGUUGGUUGGGCGUGUAAUGAUGCCGUGUGCUCGAGGACAGGAGCAGGUUCAUCAGCUAGUACUGUCCCAGUCCCAGCUGCAAAGAGUGCAUCACCUGCUUCAGACCUAAAUUAGACUGUCAUCAUGGUUGAGUCUUGUAGCUGCUUCUCAAAAACUCAGUUUUCUUACAUGCAUCUCUGCUUAACAUCCAAUAGAAACACAUGAAACGAGUCCUGGGAAAAGCCUUGAUUGCAGUUAUAUGUUGGAGGGGUCUUUGGCUUGAGAUCCAUUAAGCAACUGAAGCAUGAUUUGUUACUGAAUGUAUGGCCGACCACGAACAAGAUCUUCAACACAUUCAACAAGUUUUCUUUUACUGAAAAAGGACAAAUAGUCUAAAAAUGGCUCAGAUCUGAAUCAAUAACAUAGUAACAAGUAAUUUCAGUUACUUACGCUUUUCCUAAAGCUUUGUGGUUUUACUGCUCAAUUUGGAGGAACACUGGUGAUGUAUAACCACAUUUCUCCACUAAGAUAGUAAUGCCAUUAAGUAAAUCCUAAUCCUAAGUUUUUAACUGAAGUAUUUUAGCAAAAUAUGCUUUACAUUAAGAACUGCCUUCAGGUUUCCAUUAAAACUGAGGAAGGCUGCGUUCACAUGGUCAUUGUCAGGAUCAAGCAGAAAACACAUAGGUGUGCCUUUUAUUUUCCUUAUCAUCAUUGGGAAACUUGCAUCCUAAUUUAUCUGCCCAUACUCAUUCAAUUUGAAAAAGUAUGAUAAACUACUCAAAUUCUGAUCUGCUGUAUAUUUAGUACAGUAGGAUGUUUUGAUAUAUAUAUAAGGAUCUUCAAAAAGUUUACGCACUUUUAUAUUUUCGUUGGAGACGGUGAUGGUGGGAGGAGUAGUAAUUGGUCAUAUUUGAGAGACAGAGAGAGCUUAUAGUCCAGAUUUAGCAUAAUCUGAUUUCCACCUUUUUGGGCACUCAAAGAAGCUUUAAGAGGAAGAAGAUUUUCAU